AUGUUGGCUGAAAGGAUCAGAAGGAGAUCCUUUGGAAAGUUUAAAGGAAAAAGAAAAUCUGGGCAAGCUGAUAAGACCAAGAAGCCAUUUGACAUGUCCAAAGUCACUUGUUAUAAAUGUGGGAAGUCAGGACACAUAGCUAGUGAUUGCAGAUCCAAAGAGUCUUCGCAAGCUGUCCCAACCAAAGGAGGAAAAAGUGAGAAAAAUUCAAAGCUCAAGACCAAAUACAAAGCCUUGAAAGCACAAGUGGCUGAGCUGAGUAAGAAAGUUGAGAAAGAAGAAAAGAGUCUAGUUGCCAAAGAUUGGGCUGAAAGUGCAACUUCAUCUGAUGAUGAGUUGUAUGAAGAUGUCAAGUGUUUUAUGGCCAAGGAGGCUGUUCAAAAACACACCAGCAGAAGUAGGAGGCACAGAAACAGGAAUCUCAGACACCGAAGCUCUUAA
Molecule: messenger RNA, 441 nt
Organism: Erigeron canadensis
Lineage: Eukaryota; Viridiplantae; Streptophyta; Magnoliopsida; Asterales; Asteraceae
Product: protein AIR1-like
Exons: 2
Coding region: 1-441 (146 amino acids)
Molecular function (GO): nucleic acid binding; zinc ion binding
Source: RefSeq, a predicted model, not a curated record